Molecule: messenger RNA, 1498 nt
Organism: Diachasma alloeum
Lineage: Eukaryota; Metazoa; Arthropoda; Insecta; Hymenoptera; Braconidae
Product: fibrous sheath CABYR-binding protein
Exons: 7
Coding region: 329-1498 (389 amino acids)
Source: RefSeq, a predicted model, not a curated record
UUUAAUCCACUAUCCCUCUUCUUAUUUUUUCCUCAUUCUAAAAUGUUAAUCAACUUAAAUAUUCGUUUACAACUCUUGGUGGGAAAUUUACGCGCCUAAUCUACCCAGCUAGUACAGGAUGUAUGAAUCACGUGAUUUAUUUCGUCCAAUGAAACUUUAGUGGAGCGAUCGAGAAAGGGGAGAGGGAAUGAAGUGGCUCUGUAAUUGGAGCAAUCUUUAAGCCGUUACUGAUGAGAAGGUACUGUCUGUUGCACCGGGUGCACCCAUUGUUCUUGUCCUCCGUAUUUGUCGUGUAACAAACGGAUUUUAUGUUAACUGAGUAUUCGACAUGAGGCAAAAGUCAUCAAAGGUUGAUGCUCGGUCAUCAUCAAAGAGUUCCAUUUGUCAGCCAUCCGGAGAUGUUGAGCCAAAGACUGACAUGUCAACUUGGCCUUUCAAUGUUGAGAGAAUACGCCACGUGCCGCCAUCUGAGGUCAGAGUUUUCUUGAUGAGCCACUUUGAGUGGGUCCCUCUCAAUCUGGACCUGGACGAAGUAUCCUACAACGAUCUUCACGGUAAGGGCUGUUUCGGGGCGGUGACCCAAGGGCGUAGAAUUUUGGGUAGAAUAAUCCCAUUGGCUCCAAGAGUCAUCGAAUAUCCUACAAUUCCAAAAGAAAUAAUGGGUUCUGGAGGAAGAGACCAGAAAGAUAAGGAAGGACAGCUGCAGAAUUCUGAGGAGACAAAAGUAUCAGAAGCAUCACCAACAAUAACGUCACCAGGAGAUCCACCGGCUGGAGCUCCAAGUCCUAAGGAAUCAAUAGCAGAAACUACAUCAGAGGAGAAACCAGCACAAGAAACACCAGACGAUCAUCCCCCAGCUAUUUUACUAGACGACUCUUUGAAAGCCACACCAGCAACUGCAACAGCAGUAACUUUGCUGGAAACUAGAUCAAACGAUCAAGCCAUGGGUCCUGCACCAGGAGCUUUACCAGAAGAGGGCUCAAUUGAAGCUACCGUAGGCCCUGCAGUACCAGAAACUCUGGAAGAAGUUCCACCAGCAGCAACUUCACCAGAAGCUAUAGUGCGAGAAACUCUCCCAGAAGCUGAAGUAUCGACUCCCCUGAAAAUAUCAGCAGCUGCUGCUGCGUCAGUGACUGCUGCUGAUGGAAUCAGCCAUGCGAGGAAGAGAACUGCAGCUACUCCAAGUGGACGAGCCUCAAGGUACUCCAAACGUCUCAAACACUCCGAGAUUGCGACGGAGGACUCUGAGGAGAGCUCUUCUGAACAAGUACUAAUGACUCCCAAAACAAAAGGCUCGAGAACACGCCCACGCAAAACGCCAAGGAGGAAUAAUUCUCGAACCGAUGGAGUUCAGGGGAAGAACGAAACUGCUGCUGCAGGCAAGAUUGACAUGUCUCUCUUAGAGAGUCUUACUGAAGACCAACAGUUGCAGUUGAACGAGAUGUUGAAGAUGUGGAAUAAUCCGAAGAACGUUGAGGGUAACGAAGAUGGACACUAG